AUGGCUAUUGCUGGCGCACAACGUAAACAGGUCCUCAAGGUGUUGAUGAUCUCGCUGCUGCUAGAUCUGAUCUCCUUUACAUUCAUUCUACCACUCUUUCCGUCGCUAUUGUCCUUCUAUCGUGCUCAGGACCCAUCGCCAGAUUCCCUCCUCAAUCGUAUCUUCCAUUACUUGAAUGCCUACAAGAACUCCUUCGCCCGCCCCAUCGACUCGCGCUAUGACAUCGUUCUCCUCGGCGGAGCUCUCGGCUCCCUCUUUUCCAUGCUCCAGGCCGUUGUGGCCCCGGUAAUCGGUCACCUGUCCGAUACACAUGGCCGUCGCCGCACUUUACUCUGGGCAAUGAUCGGAAACCUCCUCAGCGUCACACUCUGGGUCUCCGCAACGGAUUUCCGUACCUUCUUGGCUAGUCGUGUGGUCGGAGGUCUCAGUGAAGCAAAUGUGCAAUUGGCCAAUGCUAUCGUCGCGGAUGUCACUGAUGAAGCGCACCGUGGCGCAUCUAUGGCCCUGGUUGGCGCUUGCUUUAGCGUUGCCUUUACCUUUGGUCCGUUGCUGGGUGCCGGUCUGAGCUCAAUUGAGAUCGUCGCGGCGAAUCCAUUCAUUACCGCGGCUCUAAUGUCACUCGUGUUGAUUUUCGCGGAGACUGUUUACCUAUGGGCUUGUCUCCCUGAGACCCAUCCGCGACUUACCACCCUGAAGCAGGAGACCGAGACCGAGAAUGAGAAUGAGGAAUCGGCCAAGAAAACCGCGGCGAAGAAGAAGGAGUCUCCUUCCGCUCAGAAACCGCACACUAAUAACCCAGCUAUCCUCAAUGCUAUCCACUUUCUCUUCCUGCUGCCCUUCUCGGGUCUUGAGUUCUCUCUUCCCUUCUUGACCGCUACGCUCUAUGCUGGGACCACAACUGCCAGCCCUGCAGCUCUGAACGGCCGCCUUCUCUCCAUGAUGGGUCUUAUUGCCUCUCUUCUUCAGGGCACCCUCGUCCGUCGUUUGCCUCCGCUAGUCACUGUUCGCGCCGGCGUGGUCGCUUGCGCCAUGUCCUUUUUCUGUCUUGCUCGCAUCUCCUCCGUAUCAGGCCUCUAUGCGGCUGGUGCUAUGCUUGCCAUCACAACAGCCACUGUCGUGACGGGACUCAACAGCUUGGGUAGCUUCGAGGCAAGGGACGCAAAUCGUGGUGCUGUUAUGGGCCGCCUUCGUGGCUGGGGCCAGGCAGGACGAGCUACUGGUCCUAUUCUUUUCUGCACUUUAUUCUGGUGGGCCGGUCGUGAGGCCGCAUUCACUGUUGGUGGUGUUGCGAUGUGCAUCGUAGCAGUUGGAGUCUUUGGUUUCUUGAAGUCGCCCCAUGUUCACUCGAAGACGGAGUGA
Penicillium pulvis is the source of this 1359-nucleotide messenger RNA. RefSeq names its product putative tetracycline transporter. The record is from RefSeq and is a predicted model, not a curated record. NCBI's taxonomy places the organism in Eukaryota, Fungi, Ascomycota, Eurotiomycetes, Eurotiales, Aspergillaceae. Bases 1 to 1359 code for a protein of 452 amino acids. The transcript has 2 exons. Gene Ontology annotation, biological process: transmembrane transport. Gene Ontology annotation, molecular function: transmembrane transporter activity. Gene Ontology annotation, cellular component: brush border membrane.